This is a messenger RNA of Zootermopsis nevadensis, 4881 nucleotides long. Its product is annotated as trehalose transporter 1-like protein. Gene Ontology annotation, molecular function: transmembrane transporter activity. Lineage: Eukaryota; Metazoa; Arthropoda; Insecta; Blattodea; Termopsidae. The record is from RefSeq and is a predicted model, not a curated record. Gene Ontology annotation, biological process: transmembrane transport. Gene Ontology annotation, cellular component: membrane.
GUUGAUUUAAUGAGUUAUAACACAGCAUUUUACUAAACACGUGGAAUAUUAGUGUUCGGUGGUAAGGAAUUAGCCACUCCACAUCUGAUCGCUCAUUUGAUUAUACGUAAGCAACCUCCGUGACAACCUACAGGCGAAAGGCAAGGUAGUGAGCAAGUAGUGAGGCAGUUGCAGGGCGCAAGUCACGAAUCAAUGCCUCAGUGAGUCAGCUCUCCCAGCACUGAUCAGCUGUUCACAGAGCGCGCUAUUGAUCUGCAGACAGCAUGGAUCCUGUAAGUUUACAGGAGGAAACUAAGCCGUGGCUUGAGUCGACAGGAAAUCAUGACAUACAACUAGCGAAACCGAAGACGUAUGAAGUUGUGUCAAGUCGCAUUUCCGUCGUUUACAAACCAACCACUCAGGAAACACCACCCGUUCUACCUCAGAUUUUUGCAGCAAUUUCUGCAGGGUCUUUCCACGUCGUAGUAGGAUUCUCCCUCGCAUAUUCCGCCAUCUUAAUCCCACAACUAGAAGCGCCCGAUAGUGACCUUGAAAUCGACAAAGAAAAUACACCAUGGUUAGCCAGCGUGCUGGUGUUGGUGGUUCCAGUCGGAGCCAUAUUGGCUGGUUUCAUCAUGGAGUAUGCGGGCCGAUUAAACACGAUCAAGAUAGCGGCAGUGCCUUGCCUCAUCGGAUGGUGCCUCAUUGCCAUAGGAAGCAACUUUACCACAGUUCUCUGCGGCAGACUUCUGACAGGAGUCGCGGCAGGAAUGGGAACGAGUCCAGCUAUUGUGUACAUCACUGAAGUGGCGAAGCCGGAACUACGAGGCGCGCUUAUUGCUACCUGCCCUACACUUGCGUCUUUUGGUAUGAUGCUAAGUUACCUCAAGGGAGCGUACCUCACGUGGCGGACUGCGGCUUGGACAAGUGUCAUAUACGUGCUGAUUCCAUUGUUACUCAUAACAAUCUGGAUACCAGAGAGUCCUGUGUGGCUUGUGGCACGAGGGAGAGUCGACGAGGCCGAAAAUUCUCUGAAGUGGCUCGCUGGAGAGAAGAGUUCGUUGCCUGAACAACAGCUGGCUGCAUUGGUCAAGUCGCAAGACAUGAAGGCACUGGUGACGUCUGGCUUCAUGGGACGACUCGCAGGAUUCGGGCGUCCUUCGGGAUACAAGCCUCUCUUAGUGCUAACUGGACUCUUCUUUUUCCAACAAUUCUCCGGCGUCUACACAACCCUCUUCUACUCCGUCGAACUCUUUAAGGACGUCGGCAGUAGCAUGGACCCCAGCAUGGCUACGAUUCUCGUCGGUCUCAUGCGCCUCAUCAUGAGUUUCUUCAACACGGCUCUUCUGCGGCGCUUCGGUCGCCGGCCCCUCUGCAUGAUCAGUGCCUGCGGAAUGGCCGUGUGUUUGAUCGUGUCGGGGUGGACCACGUGGUACAUUCUUGAUGGUGGCGAUGGGAUUAGCUGGCUCCCUGUUGUCUGCGUCCUGUUGUAUGUCUGCUCCAGCAUGAUCGGACUCCUCAGCAUCCCCUGGACCAUGACGGCCGAGCUCUUCCCAACGGAAAUCCGUGGCUUAGCACACGGAGUUACCAUCUCCAUUGCACACAUCCUGAUGUUCGUCUCCAUCCAGUGCUACCGCGACGUCAGAGAUCUGCUUGGAGGCGCCCACGCCUUGCAGUGGUUUUUUGCAGCCGUGGCCCUCGGAGGAGUUGUCUUCAUUUAUGUAUUUCUACCGGAAACACACGGCAAAACACUGGCAGAGAUUGAAGAGUACUUCAAAGAAAAUACGAUUUAUAUCCGCAGAAAGAAGCCUGUUCAGCGGACAGAGAAUGGAGCGCCGUCUGGUGAAAUGGUGAUGAUCACUUCAAAAGCCUAAAGUAUAACCUCAGGAAAACAUCUCAUUUUCUGAGUUACAUUAAAAUGGCCGAACCUUCUCAGUGUUUGAAUGGUCAGUGUCACACUUUAAAUUAUAUGUUUUUUUUUAAAAAAAAAAUCAGAGUAUCUCGGGAGUGAGUCGUCAGAUUUCGGGAUAUUUUAACUCAAAUGGUUUUCAACAAAAAAUGUUUCUUAAAUACAUGCCCCAUUCACAACGGCCGCAGAGUUAUGGAUAUUCAAAGUUACAUAGUAAGGGGGGUAAUUAGUUGAAACAUUUAUUGUAAAAGCUGCUGUUAAAUUUAUACAUAGUAAAAGUUGAAGGUCGUAAUUUGUUGCAUUGUAAGUACACUACAUAUUCCCUGUCCGGCAAUCGUCACCAUCGACAUUCAAGAGCAGCUAUUCAGUACACAUAAAUGAAGUGAACGGGUGCAUAUUUAUUUAAAAUAUACAUUAUUUGCAGUGCUCUUCGAAAGUAGCGCACGACAAGUAUUCGUGUCUCACUUGCCUGAAUAAGUCACUAACGCUACAAACUGUUCAUGCCACCACUUCCGAUAUGACAAUCUUCUUACCACCAACAUUUUGUCAAUGUGCAGGCUUAAUUUUGAAUAUUCAUAACUGCGUUGCCUAACGGUAAAAAAUGGGACACGUGUUAGAACACGACACACUGUUCAAUAUCGGUGGGAUCUGCCCAUUUCUUUCGCAUAAAUUUUGAUCAUAAACUUACACCGCCAAUCUUAAACUGAGUAUGCAAGUUUAUCUGACACCUGAGCGCUGUAAUGGGUUCCACUCACUUCUCGCAAGUUUGUGGAACUGUGUCGCUGAUAGAGUUAACAAACACCGAGAAGGGAACGAAUUUCUAGCUUCGUCUUCUGCCUAAGUUAAAGUGAGGAGACUGUUUGAUGUGAAAAAUGUCCCUUACUAUCUUAAAUGUUCUCUCAUUCAUUAUUGCUUUCAUAGACUGCGGGUAUUACGGCAGAUAUUUGUUGUACAGGAGCUGGCAUAUGUAUGUGUUUGUACAACUUACCAGUAUUGGAAGCCGUUCAUAAGUAUUGUUAUAUUAAGAGUUACUAGCCGUUACUUAAGGACUAUAGUAUAAGAAUGCGUUUAGAUUUUAUAAUACUCUUCCCAGUCAUUCUUCACACAAUCAGGACUGAGAUUUUGCUACAAAACGAAAAAAUCAUUAACAAGCAAUGACGUAACUUUGGAAACUCGCUACUUUAAAAACUAUUAGGCUAAUGCGUGAACAACCAAAAUUAUUAAUAUGAAUAAACUGCAAAACACAUAUAAACCGCAAAUCGUACUUACUAUAUUUUGGUUGUUAUUCUAUCAUUAUUUUGACUUACAGGUAUUUAUUGCGCACGAGCUAAUUCAAAGUUCAAGAAGAUUGCAUUAUAGUGCUCAAAUGCGAAUUGCGAGCUGUACUGUACUGGACUGGGUCCACCGACAAUUUAUUUUUAUUAUUAUUUUUUUUAUUUUGUGUAUUAUAUCUUCGGAUUCAUUAGCAGGGAGUAAUUUAUCAAUAAUUGUUUUCUGAUUUAAGGCACUGUUCUUAGAUUUAUCUGUGGACUGACAUGACAAGUACCUAUAAUCCAAACAAAUAGUAAACUAAUGGAACUCGGGCUAUGCGUUAUGAGACAAAGCCAGCGGUAUUUAAUUCUGACCACCGCGAGUUCAACUAGAAGCUUUACGCUGUUCUCUGAUAGGACAGGCAUCUCAGCGGUUUUAUUUGCAGUCGGGUUAGUCUUUAGUGUGGUUCUGCGCACUUUUCGCCUUUGUUUACAUUAAUAUGAAAUAUAAAUUAUAUUUAAUGUAUAUAAAAUUGUAUCUCUCGAAAUAGAACAAUAUAUUUAUUUUUCAUAAAUUAUUUCAAAAUGAAUAUGAAGUGGUUACGUUUAUAAUUUGUUCAGAAUCAAGUAGUUUUGUCUUGUUUUUGGAAAUAAAUCAUUUAAAAGUCUGAAGUAAAAGUGGUCGCAGAAAACGUAAAAUGUUUUUUUCUAUGAAUCUCACUUGAUAUUGAAUUGUUUUGUGAGGAAAGGAAAACGAAAAAAUGAGAGCAAAAAUUCAGAGAAAAGUAGAGCAAUGCAUGACCAGGUUUGACUAUGAUCUAAUUCAAGUGUUAUUAGGGUUAUAACAUGUCUCACUGCCCAAAAUACUAAUGAUAAAUUCUGAUACACAUUCUUUUAAAUACAGAAUAAGAAUUAAACAAUUACAGCAGUCCUCUAAAAUAUGCAUCUAACUAAUUUGUUUAAACUUACGUAAAAUAAUAAGCUUUAGACACUGAAUUCUUUCACUGUUGCAAAACAUAUCUGUUACUGAUUAACGCGGCUACGACAGCUUAAAUAUACAAGCUUCGUCACCACCAUGACAGCGGCUUCAGACACAACCAUUAUAAUUUUUUUAAUGAGGUAUAUAAUCCUGUGCUUACAUCGCCUGAAGAAAAGAUAUAUUCAGAUCUUUGCAGACAUAAAAGUUACUGCUUGAGAGCCAUUUUUAAAGAAAUGAACAGGUUUCAUUGUACAGAUUUCUUUUAAAUGUUCACUUUAAAACUAUAAAUUUAAUGCAAGAUAAGAUCGUGGCCUUUGAAUGAGAAAGUGAGUGAUGAAACUCAAUCUCAAAAUGGAAAUUGUAAGCCAGGGAAAAUACCAGAAUUAAUAUAGUAUUACCCAUGUUGAAGCCCAAAUUUUCUCUAGAUUUGUGUAAUAAAUUAGAGAAAACAAUUUUAUAAUCAUAUUUUUGAAAUCGACAUCUGUUAAGACACGGUACUUAUUUUCGAUACUUAAGAAAAUGUUGCAGUUGUCUAUUUAUAUGUACGUAAUUUACAAUGCGACAUAUAUUUGUGUACAAAAUAUGUCGUGCCUUAUUUACUUUAAGAGCACGGUUAGAACGUAACAAAGCUAAAGGACACGUUUAAACAAACUCAACAUAAAAUUAACAAAUUUCACGUUUAUGUGGAGUGAUCUGUGAUUGUGUGAUACAUGUUUGUAAUAAUGUAAACUGUGAUGACUAAUAAACAAUGCUGGUGUUCCCUA